AUGCCAGGACAAGUUAUCGAUCGGCCAAAUCCAGAGUCAUUGCCCUCGAAUCUGCCAGAAUGUGUAGCAGAGUUACAAGUCGCAAUUUCUCGUCAGACUCUAGAUGAGAAGACCUGCGAUGCAUUGCUUAAAUUCCGCAGAGCAGCAUCCUACAUCGCUGCGGCGAUGAUUUUCCUGCAGCAAAACACUUUGAUGGAAAGAGAUCUGAUAUUUCAUGAUAUCAAGCCACGAUUAUUAGGUCACUGGGGAACGUGUCCGGGACUUAUCCUAGUCUAUUCCCAUCUCAAUUAUCUUAUUCGAACCAAGGACCUUGACAUGCUUUAUGUGGUUGGCCCGGGACAUGGCGCACCCGCUCUUCUCGCAACGCUAUGGCUAGAGGGCUCGCUGGAGAAGUUCUAUCCAGAAUACACCCGUGACGGUGCUGGUCUCCAUCGUUUGAUUUCAACCUUCAGUACCACCACUGGAUUCCCUAGCCAUAUCAACGCCCAGACUCCGGGUGCAAUCCACGAGGGUGGAGAGCUGGGAUACGCCUUGUCCGUAUCAUUCGGUGCGGUUAUGGACAGCCCAGAUCUCAUUGUGACUUGCAUAGUCGGAGAUGGAGAGGCGGAAACGGGUCCAACUGCUACCUCGUGGCACGGAAUCAAGUUCAUUGACCCCAAAGAGUCUGGUGCCGUCCUUCCAAUUCUUCAUCUCAAUGGCUUCAAGAUCAGCGAGCGUACCAUUUUUGGCUGCAUGGAUCACAAGGAGCUCUCUACGUUGUUUAGUGGAUACGGCUACCAGGUUCGUUUCGUCGAAGACCUCGACGAUAUCGAUACCGAUCUCCACUACUCGAUGGCAUGGGCUGUGGAUGAGAUUCACAAAAUCCAGAAUGCAGCCCGCUCUGGCAAUCCAAUUCUCAAGCCUAGAUGGCCAAUGCUGAUUCUACGGACGCCCAAGGGCUGGUCCGGACCGAAGCAACUGCAUGGCGAAUAUAUCGAAGGCUCUUUUAAUUCACAUCAAGUGCCAUUGCCAAAGGCGAAGACUGACGGGGAGCAACUGGAACUUCUUCAGAACUGGCUUGCGGGCUACAAGCCCAAGGAACUCUUCACCGAGAAUGGAGAUAUCAUCGACGAAAUCAAGUCUGUGAUUCCAGAGAACAACGAGAAGAAGCUGGGUCAGCGCAUUGAAGCAUACGGCAAAUACAAGCCACCUUCUCUACCAGAUUGGACAAAUUUCUGUGCAAAUGAAGGAGGCCAGGAAAGUGCCAUGAAGGCGAUUGGUCGAUUCCUCAAAAGUGUUAUCAGGGAGAAUCCCGACACGGUGCGGCUGUUUAGUCCCGACGAACUCGAAAGCAAUAAGCUGGAUGCGGUGUUUGAGACCACCAGUCGGAACUUCCAGUGGGAUCAAUUCUCCAAUGAUCGUGGAGGCCGUGUCAUCGAGGUGCUGAGUGAACAUUUAUGUCAGGGCUUCAUGCAGGGGUAUACUUUGACUGGCCGGGUGGGGAUCUUCCCAUCAUAUGAGAGCUUCCUUGGAAUCAUCCACACCAUGAUGGUGCAGUAUGCCAAAUUCAUCAAGAUGGCUCGCGAAACCAAAUGGCACUGUGCCGUUAGCAGUCUCAAUUACAUUGAAACCAGCACCUGGGCUCGCCAAGAUCAUAAUGGAUUCUCCCACCAGAAUCCAUCAUUCAUUGGAUCCGUGUUGAAGCUCAAGCCUUACGCAGCCCGAGUGUAUCUCCCACCAGACGCAAACACGUUCUUGACAACCAUGCAUCACUGCUUAAGGUCAAGGAACUACGUCAACCUUAUGGUAGGCGCGAAGCAGCCAACCCCAGUGUAUCUGAACCCGGAAGAAGCAGAAAAUCAUUGUCGUGCCGGUGCCUCGGUCUUCAAAUUCUGCAGCACUGGCGAUGGCCUAGAUCCGGACGUGGUCCUGGUAGGUAUCGGCGUCGAAGUGAUGUUCGAAGUGAUCCAAGCCGCGGUGAUUCUGCGCGAGCGCGCACCAGCCCUGCGCGUGCGUGUGGUAAACGUGACUGAUUUACUCAUCCUCGAGAACGCGGGCCAACAUCCGCACGCCUUGACGACUGAAGAAUUCGAUAAUCUGCUCACGGCUGAUAAAUCCAUCCACUUCAACUACCAUGGUUAUCCGAUGGAAUUACAGGGCUUGCUUUUCGGUCGUCCGCGUCUCGACCGUGUCUCCAUUGCCGGUUACAUGGAGGAAGGAAGUACGACGACACCCUUCGAUAUGAUGCUCGUCAAUCGUACCUCCCGCUUCCAUGUUGCGCAGGCUGCUGUUCGGGGUGCUGCGAAGCGUAAUGAGAGAGUCCGGAUCCAUCAGCAGGAGCUCAACUCUGAGUUGGGCCACAAUAUUGUGGAGACGAGGAAGUACAUCAUCGCUAACGGCGAAGGUAAGAAGAAUUAUGUUGCCCCUCAAGAUAUACCGAGUGCGGUGCAGUGCUGA
Penicillium cataractarum is the source of this 2436-nucleotide messenger RNA. RefSeq names its product putative phosphoketolase. Gene Ontology annotation, biological process: carbohydrate metabolic process. Gene Ontology annotation, molecular function: aldehyde-lyase activity. Bases 1 to 2436 code for a protein of 811 amino acids. The record is from RefSeq and is a predicted model, not a curated record. The transcript is spliced from 7 exons. Lineage: Eukaryota; Fungi; Ascomycota; Eurotiomycetes; Eurotiales; Aspergillaceae.